Molecule: messenger RNA, 729 nt
Organism: Guillardia theta CCMP2712
Lineage: Eukaryota; Cryptophyceae; Pyrenomonadales; Geminigeraceae
Exons: 4
Coding region: 1-729 (242 amino acids)
Biological process (GO): protein folding
Cellular component (GO): endoplasmic reticulum
Molecular function (GO): protein disulfide isomerase activity
Source: RefSeq, a predicted model, not a curated record
AUGAUGGGGGCAGGGAUGAGUAGGCGAGUGGAGCAAUGUAUAGAGAGUUGUCUAGAGCCCUCGAUUGAGGUUUCAGAUUCCCUCGUGCCUCUCGUAAGGCCUCCCCAGGUGCUUUGCCUGCUCGCAUUGGCUCAAGGGAGCUCAGUAGUCACGCUCGAUGACAACUUCGACUCCGAGACCUCCGACCCGUCUGUCGCCUGGUUCAUCAAGUUCUAUGCCCCAUGGUGCGGCCAUUGCAAUGCCAUGAAAGCAGAUUGGGAGAACUUGGCGGAGAUUUACUCAGACUCUGAUGUGAUGAAGAUCGGUCAAGUUGACUGCACGUCAGAGACUGGAAAGGGCAUCUGCGAGAGGCAUGGAGUCCACGGGUAUCCUACCCUCAAGUACAAGCAGCCAGGUGGGAUGUGGAGCAUGUACAUGUCGGGGAGGGGCAAGGAGCAAUUGGCGAGCUUUGUGGAGGACGAGAUCCUUCCCAAGUGCUCGUUGGAGAACAAGGCGAGAUGCUCGAAGAAGGACCAGAACUUCAUGGAGAGGAUUCAAACGAUGUCGUUCGAGGAACGCAAGGCCUUGGAGGUCGAGCUGAACAAGGAGAUUGAGGAUGCCAAGCAUGCCCACACACUCAUCGCCCAGGAGCUUGAGAGCAAGUACCGGGAAAGCAAGGAGAAGGCAGACAGGCUGAGUAAGAAGAUCAAGUUCGAGCUCUCUCUUCUCAAACACUUCGGUAAGGGAUGA